Molecule: messenger RNA, 1572 nt
Organism: Zophobas morio
Lineage: Eukaryota; Metazoa; Arthropoda; Insecta; Coleoptera; Tenebrionidae
Product: fatty acid synthase-like
Exons: 3
Coding region: 76-1572 (498 amino acids)
Biological process (GO): fatty acid biosynthetic process
Molecular function (GO): 3-oxoacyl-[acyl-carrier-protein] synthase activity; fatty acid synthase activity
Source: RefSeq, a predicted model, not a curated record
CUUCAAUAGUUUUCUUAUAAUUUUUGUUAUUGUUAAAUAGUUAACAUUGUUGCUUUAGUGAUAGCUACUUUGUUCAUGACAAUGGGUUUAACUGAAGAUGUAAAAAAAGAAUUGAUCAACCCUAAUUAUCAAUAUGGUCACUGGUUAUCGUCUCCAUUACCUGGCGAAGAAGUAGUUAUAACAGGCAUGUCCGGUCGUUUUCCGGAAUCAGAUAAUAUUUACGAGUUUCAAGAUAAUCUCUUCAGCAAAAAGGACAUGGUUACUGAAAAUGAUAAAAGGUGGAAACUUGAUCGUCACGACGUCCCAAAAAGAAGCGGCAAUAUUAAUAAUAUUAACAAAUUUGAUGCUGGAUAUUUUGGAAUACAUCCUCGUCAAGCUGAUAAUAUGGACCCAGGUUUGAGAAUUUUAAUGGAAACGGUUAUUGAAGCUGUGAUGGAUGCUGGAGUAAAUCCGUUAGAACUGAAAGGAAGCAGAACUGGUGUAUUCAUUAGUGUUGGCUGGACAGAGAUGAAAAAUACUACACUUGCCAGCAUUAAGGAACCCCAGAAGUUUGCAAUUACUGGUUACCUUAAAUCGAUGUACGCUCACCGUCUCAGCUAUAACUUGAAAUUAAAGGGACCGUCAUUUACAGUUGAGAGCGCUUGCAGCAGUUCUGGGAAUGCUUUUCACACGGCAUUUAAAUCAAUGAGAAAUGGUGAAUGCGAAAACGCAAUAGUUGCUGCCUGUAAUUUAACAUUACAUCCUACAACUACAAUUCAAUAUUUCGACCUAGGAGCCUUAGGUAAUGACGGUGCUUGUAAAGUAUUCGACCAGAAUGCUAACGGCUACGUUAGAAGCGAAGCUUGUGCAUGUCUUUUUCUUCAAAAAUCUAAGUGUGCGAAAAGAGUUUAUGCAAAAAUUAUUCAUGCAAAAGUGAGCUGUGACGGGUUUAAAAAGGAGGGAAUUACAUUUCCUUCCUCAGAAAUGCAAGCAAAGCUUUUGACAGAGAUAUAUCAAGAAAGUAAUAUUACUUUUUCAAAUGUGAGUUACUUUGAAGCCCAUGGCACUGGUACUAAAGCUGAUGAUCCUGAAGAAGUGAAAGCUAUUGACCGAGCUUUGGCAAAUAAAUGCGAAAGACAACUUCUCCUGGGUUCAUUAAAAUCAAAUAUGGGUCAUGCAGAAGCUGCAUCAGGAAUUUGUUCAAUUAUCAAAGUACUGAUUUCAAUGGAAACCGGAUUUAUACCACCUAAUAUACAUUUGAAAAGAAUUAAAAAGGGAGUGGAGGGAAUUGAACAAAACAGAAUAAAAAUUGUGACAGAAACUACUAAACUUCUAGACCAUGAAGCUGUUAUAAGUCUUAACAACUUUGGUUUUGGAGGCAACAUCUGUCACAUUUUAUUACAAAGAUUUAAAAAAGGUAAAAUCGAAGGUGGACUGCCGAAAGACGAUGUCCCUAGAUUAGUUUGUGUCAGCGGUCGAACCAAUGAGGCAGUUUUAAAAAUGUUAAACGAUGUUUCAUCCAAAAACCUAGACGAAGAAUAUAUUAGUCUCCUUCAUCAGUUGUAUAAAGUGAAUUUUCCAAAUCAUCGAUAA